CUAAAGAGCGCGUACCCGCAAUCGACGAGAACAGUGAGCAGAAGGCGGCAGGAAGACGACAAAAGCCCGGCGUCGGUCUGUUCUGUAAACCCUAACACAAAAAAACAACCGAGAUGUCAGAGGAAAAGCCAAAGGAAGGAGUAAAGACUGAGAACGACCACAUCAACCUCAAAGUUGCAGGACAGGAUGGGUCAGUCGUCCAGUUCAAAAUCAAACGACACACACCGCUCAGCAAACUAAUGAAGGCAUACUGCGAACGACAGGGUCUUUCAAUAAGGCAGAUCAGGUUCAGGUUUGAUGGCCAGCCAAUCAAUGAGACGGAUACACCUGCACAGCUGGAGAUGGAGGAUGAAGACACCAUAGAUGUUUUCCAGCAGCAGACUGGAGGAUGCUGCUAAACCCUGGCAUCCCCACCUACCCCACAGAAGGCCAUGUUCAGACCAUGCCCUCAACCACCUUCACCCUCUCUCCCUCCCCAUUUGCUCCUGCCAGCUUAUUGUUAUGACUAUUAUUAAUAUUAUUUUUCUCUUUUUAAAGACAUUCUUUGCCUGACGUGUCAGUGCUCUUCAGCUGUUUCUGUACUCUCUUAGUCAGGACUGAGCUUCAGUGUUCUCGGUCUUUGUGGAUGACCAGUCAGGACCUUCUCUUCCUUUCUGGUGCUGCAGAUUCUAAUUGGACCAACGGCUCACCACAGAAACCGUAAAAGGCUCUGCUGGUUUUUUGUUCAGGGGUCACUGUCGGUGGGGCGCGAGAAUAUUUUGAAGUGGAAGCACCAUCUGAACUCGACCUCCUCCUUUGCUUUUUUCUCUUUUUUUUUUGAACAUAUGUAUUUUAGGUGCUUCAUUGUUUUGUACUUUUGCCUCCGGUUUUAAGAUAUUUUUUUUCUUUCUGUAUCGAAAUAUCCAAAUGGUUGUUAAAUUAGUCGUGAGGUUAAGAACAGUACUCCAAAGAUCAUCUGCUUCUCUUUCAAUGUAUGUUUAAUUUCAAGGUUUAAACAUUUUGAGGUGUUGGGUUAGAUCAUUAGCAUUCUGCUCCCCAGCUUCUAAUGGAGAACUGUCUGUUGUACAGAUUGCCAUUUGCUCAGGGGGUAAAAUAAUUCUGUGCCGCUGAAAUAGGUUUGGGUUUCGCCUUUUCUCAGUAAUAUAUGCGUCUUUAUUUUUGCCUAUAAAGCCGGUCAUGAUCAGUCCCUGUGAUACAAGCAGCUCUUCUUGCAGCAGGAGUUGGGAUUUCCUGAGUACUGUUCUCUUAAGUUCAGCAGCUUCCUAUUUGAGAGCAUGGACACUCAGCUAAAGCAGAAAAUUGUAAGCACAUGUCAUUUUCUCUGACGUGUUUCCUGCUGAGCUGCUGUACUAAAGACAAAAUAUGCUCUGCAACGUAACAGAGAAGGUAUCUCAGACGACCUCUUUGUUGUUCGAAGUGCAACAUGCAACAUACAGUCAUCGCUCUGUAUCUGGAGAACAGGAAAGUCAGCCAGUGGUUUUUUUUGUUCGGGGAUGAGCUCGGUUUAAAGAGUUGCUUAUUUUUGAUCCUUUUCUGGUCUGAAGCAAAAUCUUUCAUCCUAGAGCCAAAUGAGUUGGAGCUUAAAAAAAAAAAAUCUACAGUUGGAGCUUAAAAAAAAAA
This is a messenger RNA of Cyprinodon variegatus (sheepshead minnow), 1620 nucleotides long. RefSeq names its product small ubiquitin-related modifier 3 (gene sumo3a). The record is from RefSeq and is a predicted model, not a curated record. Gene Ontology annotation, biological process: protein sumoylation. Gene Ontology annotation, molecular function: ubiquitin-like protein ligase binding; protein tag activity. The coding region runs from base 114 to 398 and encodes 94 amino acids. The transcript is spliced from 4 exons. Lineage: Eukaryota; Metazoa; Chordata; Actinopteri; Cyprinodontiformes; Cyprinodontidae. Gene Ontology annotation, cellular component: nucleus.